AUGGAUCCUGCCUCGAUGGCUUCGCGAUGGGAUCAGCCCCAGGAGACCCUGUCCGCUAACAGACUGGCUCGACAAGAUACCACAUCAUCUGUGGAGAGCAGCGAUCUAUACAAACCACUCCCUUCUGGUCGUUGGCUGCUUGAGUUUCAUGCAAGUUGUCCAAAGUGCCACCAUUAUCAUAGUGGAGCGAAAUUGAAAAUUGACAAUCACGAUGAUAAAAGCAAAGCUAGUCCCGUUCUAUGCGAGAACUGCAAGGAUCCAUGGAUGCUAUUUGGAGGCCGUAAUUCAACGCAGCUAUCACUUCUAUCCGUUAUGAGCACUGUUCCUGAUCCCGUGGAAAGAGAAGUUCACCGACUACUCGUAGCAAUGGUUCGGCCUGUGACAGCUGUCGCAACAUCACAUCUGGCGCGAAACCCGGGGACUACAGCGGACGAUGUUGCGCCUGAGGGUUCUUCAGCUCUAGGUUCACAUGAGACAACUUCACUGCCUCCGAAUACGAACCGGGAUAUUUUUCAGGGCCUCAGUGUAUCCAAACAGCAAAAGCGAACUACACUAAGGCCUAAGAUCAUUACUAGAAGUGUAUCUGGACUCAAUAGUGCUGACACUGGGCAACAUCCCUUCUUCAACUUUCGGAAGAAACUUGUAACACGGUUUCCCAUCUUGAGCAGAGUGGCAUCCAUUGCGGCCGACCGGCCUCUCACGAGCACAAGAAGGGUCAAUGAUAGAGCACAAGACACUCAGCAUAUCUCCAUGAACAGGUGUCCCGUAUCCAAUCGGAACAGCGCGACCACAGAACAUGUCUCAUCAAUUGGAUCUCGACCUGGAACAGUUGAUGCAGCCACACCACCUCUGAGUCCCGAGGCGCAAAAAUUUAUGACAGAAAUAAAAGACAACCCCAUCAGCUCGAUGAACCAGGAAGAUCGUAUACGAUGGGCACGAAAAAAGCUCACGGCGUUUCGACUUCGGCGUGCCAGUGCAGCUCUCUUGGAGGAGCCAUCUUUUAUCGACAGGGUGUCCCUGGCAAGCUCAGAUGACUUGCUUCAUAUGCCGGUCUCCCAGCUCGAUCGUCCAGGGUCGAUAGGUCAUCUGCUUGGAAGUCAUUCCGGUCACUUUGAUGGAUUGUACUUUACCGAUUCAAUUCCUCCUACACAUCGAGACUCUAUGAGCGAGCGAACAUCUGAGGUCACCACUGCUGCCGGGGACGGUCUUUUCGGCCCACGCAUUCCGUUCCAAGGUCUGUUAUCCCACGAACGUCAAAGCUCUGGGUCAUCACGCCGAUUUUCCGUGCAAAGUGCACCACGCACAUGGCAGCAAAUUCAGAAUAUUAGAACGGAAGCUCGCUAUUCGCAAGAUAUAUCUUCCGCAGCGGCUAUCAGAGACGUCCCCGGGGCCCGAGCGCGAAUCAUACAUCGAUUGUCAGGAGGCGCCGCACUGCGUACCUCGAAUGAGGAUCCUGGAUUAUAA
Molecule: messenger RNA, 1464 nt
Organism: Plenodomus lingam JN3
Lineage: Eukaryota; Fungi; Ascomycota; Dothideomycetes; Pleosporales; Leptosphaeriaceae
Source: RefSeq, a predicted model, not a curated record